Molecule: messenger RNA, 2329 nt
Organism: Aethina tumida (small hive beetle)
Lineage: Eukaryota; Metazoa; Arthropoda; Insecta; Coleoptera; Nitidulidae
Exons: 9
Coding region: 220-2256 (678 amino acids)
Biological process (GO): protein histidyl modification to diphthamide
Molecular function (GO): diphthine-ammonia ligase activity
Source: RefSeq, a predicted model, not a curated record
AUUGGUUAAUAUCAAUCAAACUCAUGCAUACUAAUCAUUGAUAAAUUGUAAAGUAUCAAUAAACAAUACAGGUUAAAUUUGUGCGGCCAAAAAUCGAUACCUAACCUCAUUCGUUAAAAGUGACCUUUAUAAUGUCGAUAAAUAUGAUUUUUUAACAUUUUUCAUUUUAUCAAGUGCUUCAUCACAAUAAUAUUGCCAAUUGAUAUAUACAGCCUGAACAUGAGGGUAGUGGCACUGGUAAGCGGUGGCAAAGACAGCACCUUCAACAUGAUGCAAUGCAUCGCUGCCGGACACGAGAUCACAGCCCUGGCCAAUCUGUCGCCCCACAACAAAACCGAAAUCGACAGCUACAUGUACCAGAGUGUAGGCCAUGAGGCAGUUGAGCUAAUUGCUAAGGCCAUGGAUUUGCCUUUGUAUGUGAGGGAGACUGAGGGCAAAGCCCUGGAACAAGGCAAGACCUACACGCCCUGCAUGGAGGACGAGGUGGAGGAUCUGUUUCUGUUGUUGGAACAGGUUAAAUUGGAGAUGGAUGUGGAGGCUGUCUCUGUUGGGGCUAUCCUAUCAGAUUAUCAACGAAAUCGGGUCGAAAAUGUGUGUGUAAGAUUAGGUUUAGUACCAUUGGCCUAUUUGUGGCAACAAAACCAGUCAGAAUUGUAUAAUGACAUGCUCAAAAACGAAGUGGACGCGAUUGUUAUAAAAGUAGCAGCUUUGGGGCUAGAUCCCCAAAAACAUUUGGGCAGAAGUUUAAGUUCACUCCAGUCUCAUCUGUUUUCUAUGCAUGAAAAAUAUGGUCUUAAUGUUUGCGGGGAGGGCGGAGAAUAUGAAACCCUUACUUUGGAUUGCCCGUUGUUCAAAAGCAGAAUCGUCGUGGAAGAAUCUGAAAUUGUAUUACACACAAAUGAUCCAAUAGCACCAGUGGGUUAUUUGAAAUUCAACAAGCUAAGUCUGAGUCUGAAAACUCCUACUUUGGAUCUUGAAUCUAGAUUAGCAGGUCUUUCCUUAAAAGACAGUGAAGGCUACAUAACUGACAAUAGUGAAGAAUCUUUAGAAUUUACUAAAAUUGAGGAUGAAAAUGAAGAGGAUUGUGUAGAUAGUGUUGUAAAUAAUUGUACAGAAAAAUCUUUCAUUGAUCAGUCUCCACUAUUUGCCCAAAGUGCGGACGGUUGGUUGUGGAUUGGAGGAAUACAAGGGAAAAAGGAGAACCCAUCUGAAGCAAUGGAGGAGGCGAUGAGUUCAUUAAAGUCAAUUUUGGAGUUGCAUAAGCACAACGUGACCGACGUGUGUUCCAUAAGUAUGUUCGUGAGUGACAUGUCGCAGUAUGCAGAAUUGAAUCGUCUUUAUGUUGAGAUGUUCAAUCACGUGAAUCCUCCUUCAAGAGCUUGUGUACAAGUCCCCUUCGACGAUAGAUGCCCCGUCCAAAUUGAAGCCUUGUCUUGGAAGAAUCCUAACAUCAGAAGUUCUGGUGAUCCCCCUAUUGAUAGACAUACAGUACAUGUCCAGAGUAGAUCUCACUGGGCUCCUGCGAAUAUUGGCCCUUACAGUCAAGCAGUUCGAGUCGGAGAUAUUAUUAAAUUGGCGGGACAAAUUGGUUUAAUUCCAGGCAAUUUGGAAAUGGUUUCAGGAGGAAUUAAAGCUCAAUGUCGGUUGACAUUAAGACACAUUGGAAGACUGUUGAAAGCCGUCGACAACAAUAUUAAUCUCAGGGAUGUUGUUCAAGGAAUUUGUUAUUUGACGGACAUUUCUUAUGUAGAGCCCGCUAGAAUGAUAUGGGAAAGUAAAACCAAUAAUGCCAUAGUUAAUUAUGUAGUUGUAACUGGAUUGCCUAGAAAUGCUCUUGUUGAGUGGCACGUUUGGGCUCACAUACACAAUAACCAAUUCGAAUAUGAAGAACGAGGUAGAUGCAUUGAAAGCUUCGCAAUUUCCAUAUAUAGAAGGUGGAACUACGAAAAUAAUAUUGCGGCUCUAGUAUGUCUGGUUGAGAGCCAGGAUGAUGUAGUGGAAUUAAACGAAACUGUAUUCAUCGAAACGAUCGGUUAUGUGAUAGAGAAAUUGCAGCAGGGACACGAGAACGACGAAAAGUCCGUCUAUGAUAUUAAGAUAUUUUAUCCAGUUGAUAAGAGAUUUGAGGCGGAACCGUUUCUUCGACAUUUAAACACGUUGAAAGAAACGAUGUCCGUUGUUUACACUUUUGUACCUGUUGUCUGUUUGAAGAAUAAGAAUACAUAUUUGUCGAUUACUGGUGUCAGGAACCAGUAAAACGUUGUCUUUUAUUGGUUAUUUCAUUGGAACAUAUAUACAGACUUAUUUUAAUAAAGAAUAUUGUAUGGUA